Messenger RNA from Trichoderma breve, 1227 nucleotides. RefSeq lists its product as uncharacterized. The record is from RefSeq and is a predicted model, not a curated record. The transcript has a single exon. Lineage: Eukaryota; Fungi; Ascomycota; Sordariomycetes; Hypocreales; Hypocreaceae. The coding region runs from base 1 to 1227 and encodes 408 amino acids.
AUGGCCCAAAGCAAGCUCACAAUCUUUGACCUCCCCCGCGAACUGCGCGAUGAGAUUUGGAUCCAAAUAGUGUCACACGACAUGCGCCUCAUCUCGGGACAGCACACGCCUUCUGACAUAUACAAGACGCCGGAAGCGUCUCGCCGGCACCUCACUGUGUUCAACCUCCUCCUCGUAAGCCGGGCGGUCAAGAGAGAAAUCAGAGAUGCAUUUCGCAAGCGCUGUAUAUUCACCUUUCACACGAGCACACUUCUUCUCUCCCUUUUGGAGUACGGCAGCAGUUCUUGGGGUGGCUCUAAGCUCUUGCCACACUCCCAAGGUACAGCUUAUAGCCCGACGCCCAAAAUCUUCUUUGAAAUGGGACAUGUCAGCAUUUUCCCCAAUGGUCCAGUAAACACCUAUAGAAGACGGGACGAUUCCUUUCACUGGUGUUCAAACGGAAGCCGGAGAAGGAAAAUGCACAGUCACGCAGCUCAUCCUCCUGGAUGGAAGACUCUGGACCCUGGUGCUGCGCGGUUGCUCAAUUUCAUGCACAAGUUUCCCUUGAAGCUACGUAGCUUGGAGAUGUCGGCCAUCUUGCUGCUUAAUAUUCGUGUUGUGCGGCAACUGAGGAGACUGCGAGGAGUCGACCUGCAUUUCGCAUUCAUACCGGAGGAAAUCGAGCUCCCAGACAAUGUGCUGGCAAUUGAAGAGAAGAAGUACCCCGUAAAGUGGCUCGCUGAGACUGCCGACACAAACAUUGUCUUGCCAAUCUACAGGACAGACUCAGAUAUUGAUCCAGUGUCAGUAGCGCCUCUCUCAUGCCUGGUCAUCGCUAUUCGCCACGAAGUUGCAAGCAGUAUAGUCGUAUCACGAUUUAUUCGCGGUGACGAGAACCAAGUAGAUGAUAAUCCACCGCUUUGGAUCGACUUCGAUGAUGAGAGAAUUGCGAGUAUCAAAGGCGUCAUAGCGACUUAUACCAUGGCAUCCCUAACACAGCCAACGUCAGGCUGGUAUAGAUAUUCGACACGAAACCCCGGCGUCAUCUGUCUCGAGAUGGCCGAAGAGCCACGCCCUCGUGGACCGCUUAAGCGAAAAAUGCUGAAACGUCAGCGGCAGGAACGGCUACGGGCUUGGGAUGACGAACGACUUCGUGCUGAACGGCUACGCCGCGAAAACUUGGAUUUGUCAAGAGCGAUGAGGAUCAACCACCUAGGUCUGGAGGACAUUGUCAUAGCCUACAGAUAG